Messenger RNA from Salvia miltiorrhiza (redroot sage), 1919 nucleotides. Its product is annotated as 4-coumarate--CoA ligase-like. Bases 80 to 1729 code for a protein of 549 amino acids. Gene Ontology annotation, molecular function: CoA-ligase activity. NCBI's taxonomy places the organism in Eukaryota, Viridiplantae, Streptophyta, Magnoliopsida, Lamiales, Lamiaceae. The record is from RefSeq and is a predicted model, not a curated record. The transcript has 5 exons.
UUUUCAGGUUCAACUCACACACAAAAUUCAAAGUUGACACCAAUUUUUUCCCUCAAUUUUUUCCAACAAAAAAGAAAAAAUGGAGACCGCAACCAGAAAAGAUGACGUCAUUUUCCGAUCAAAACUCCCCGACAUCUACAUUCCCAAGCACCUGCCGCUGCAUUCCUACUGCUUCGAGAACAUCUCCAAGUAUCGAACGAAGCCGUGCUUGAUCAACGGCGGCACCGGCGACGUCUACACCUACGAGGAGGUGGAGGCGAUCUCGAGGAGAGCGGGGGCGGGGCUGAGCCGCCUCGGCCUCCGCCACGGCGACACCGUCAUGAUCCUCCUCCCGAACUCGCCGGAGUUCGUAUUCGCCUUCCUCGGCGCCUCCUACAUCGGCGCCGUCUCCACCAUGGCGAAUCCCUAUUUUACCUCCGCCGAAGUGGUGAAGCAAGCCAAGGCCUCCAACGCCAAGCUCAUCGUGACGCAGGCGUGCCACGUCGGGAAAGUUAACGGCUACGCGUCGGAUCACGGCGUUAGGGUCAUGCUGGUGGACUCUCCGCCGCCGGACGCGGCGGCGGCGGAUUAUUUGCAGUUCUCAGAUCUGAUUUCCGCCGACGAGAAGGAAUUGCCGGCGGUGGAGAUCUGCCCCGACGAUGUGGUGGCGCUGCCGUACUCCUCCGGCACGACGGGGAUGCCGAAGGGGGUGAUGCUGACGCACAAGGGGCUGGUGACGAGCGUCGCGCAGCAGGUCGACGGCGAGAAUCCGAAUCUGUACAUUCACAGCGACGACGUGAUGAUCUGCGUGUUGCCGUUCUUCCACAUUUACUCGCUGAAUUCGAUCCUGCUGUGCGGGCUGCGCGCCGGCGCCGCCAUUUUGGUGAUGCAGAAAUUCGAGAUUGUUCCGUUUCUGGAGCUGAUUCAGAAGUAUAAAGUGACGAUCGGGCCGUUCGUGCCGCCGAUUGUUCUGGCGAUCGUGAAGAGUCCGGUGGUGGAUAAAUACGACCUCUCCUCCGUGCGGACGGUGAUGUCGGGGGCGGCGCCGCUGGGGAAGGAGCUCGAGGAGGCGGUCAGGAUUAAGUUUCCUAAUGCCAAGCUCGGACAGGGUUAUGGAAUGACCGAAGCCGGACCGGUGCUAGCGAUGUGUUUGGCAUUCGCAAAAGAGGCGUAUGAGAUAAAAUCUGGUGCGUGCGGGACCGUGGUAAGGAACGCUGAGAUGAAAAUCGUUGACACAGAGAGCGGUGCUUCGCUGGGGCGCAACCAGCCAGGCGAGAUUUGCAUCCGGGGUGAUCAAAUCAUGAAAGGUUAUUUGAAUGAUCCAGAAGCAACUGAAAGAACAAUAGACAAACAAGGAUGGCUACACACAGGAGACAUAGGGUUCAUUGAUGAAGAUGAUGAACUUUUUAUCAUUGAUCGAUUAAAGGAAAUUAUCAAGUACAAAGGCUACCAAGUUGCCCCCGCCGAGAUCGAAGCCCUCCUCCUCAACCAUCCCAACAUCUCCGACGCCGCCGUCGUCCCAAUGAAAGAUGAACAAGCAGGAGAAGUACCAGUUGCCUUUGUUGUGAAAUCAAAUGGAUCCACAAUUACUGAGGAUGAAAUCAAACAAUUCAUAUCCAAACAGGUUAUUUUCUACAAGAGAAUUAACAAAGUAUUUUUCAUUGACGCCAUCCCCAAAAAUCCAUCUGGAAAAAUAUUGAGAAAGGAUUUGAAGGCAAUAUUAGCAGCAACUACACCUUCCCCAAAUUGAUUAAGCUGCAAGUAUUUGAAGCCUAAUUAAGAAAAAAAAAAGUGCUUGUAAUAUUUUAUUGUAUUUUUUUAAUGGGUUUUUCAAGACACACAAAUGUUGGUGUGUUUGUUCUGCAGUAUUAGGACAAAGGCAAUUAAUUUUUUAAUUCUCGAUCCUAUGCUGCGAUAUAAAAUCAAUUAUUUGUUGAUUA